This is a messenger RNA of Thamnophis sirtalis, 1772 nucleotides long. Lineage: Eukaryota; Metazoa; Chordata; Lepidosauria; Squamata; Natricidae. The record is from RefSeq and is a predicted model, not a curated record.
CAGUCCUCCCCGAGAGGCAGGAGCUGAGCCUCCAGGGACAUCCGCUUUCCCAGGGACCCCCCCAGUUCUCCUGCUGCUCCCGUCCCUGAGCAUGACCCCAGCCGGCUCCCCCGAAGAGAGUGGGGACCACUCGGGCUCCUCCUGGCCACCUCCAGCCAGGCUCUCCCCGGUCGCCGUCUCCAGCCCUCCGGAUGAGGCCGCGGCGGCUGCCUCGAAGGCUUCUGCUGGCCUUGAUGAGAGCAAGGAGGAGCCCUGGGCUGAAGCGUCGGAGGAGGAGCAGGAACCGACUCUGAGGACAACGGUGCCAGCUGCAGACAAAGGAGGGCACCCGGAGGCCGUCCCCUCUGGAGGCCCUUUGGGCUUGAACUUCUUCAGCACCCCCUUCCUGGAGGCCUCCUUGACUACUACCCACCCUCGGCCAGUUCUGCCCACUGAAAGUGCCAGCCUUGGAGCAUCUGGCAGCGUGUCAGACACCUGCGUGCCGAACCCCUGCAGGAACGGAGGGACUUGCACAGAAGGAAGGGGGCGCCCGGGGUGCCUCUGUCUGCCGGGAUACGGAGGGGACGCCUGCAAUGUCAGCCUGAGGAAGUGCCAGCCCGGCUGGGAUGCCUUCCAAGGAUUCUGCUACAAGCAUUUCUCUGCCCGGAGGAGCUGGGAGGAUGCCGAGACCCGAUGCCGAGAGCACGGGGGGCACUUGGCCAACAUCAUGUCUCCAGAGGAGCAGAGCUUCAUCAACAAUCAGUACAAAGAAUACCAGUGGAUCGGCCUGAACGACCGCACGAUUGAAGGGGACUUCCAGUGGUCCGACGGGAGUCCUCUGCUCUACGAGAACUGGCACAACGGGCAGCCGGACAGCCACUUCCUCUACGGGGAGAACUGCGUGGGCCUCUCCUGGCGAAAGGACGGGAAGUGGAGUGACGUCCCCUGUGGCUACCAUCUGCCCUUCACCUGCAAGAUGGGACUGAUCUCUUGCAGCUCCCCUCCCAAAGUGGCCGAUGCGCAGAUAUUUGGCAAACCAAAGCAGCGUUACGAAGUCAACUCCGUCCUCCGAUACUGGUGCCCAGAAGGCUUCCUUCAGCACCGCUGGCCCCUCAUUCGCUGCCAGGAGAACGGCCAGUGGCAGCAGCCGCAAUUUGCCUGCAGCCCCCCAGAGUCCUAGAGGCCGGCUGCCCCAGCCCAGGGGCCCUGGGGAACUUUGGGGAGCCGGGGGCUUCUCUGGGGGGGAUGGAGCCCUGGGUGCCCCAGCAGGGUGGGACAGGGGUGUUGUGGGAAGGGGCUCCCGAGUGCAAACACUCAUUGCCAUGGGAACUGAGGGGGUCCGGAAGUAGAAGGCAGGGGAGGGCUUCCUAGGGCAGCAGGAAGGGGGGGGAGGGCAAGCCUCUUUCUACUGAGGGCAUGAGAAAGGGGAGCCUGUAUGUCAGGGGCUGCUUUGCCCAUCUCUUCCCCAUUCUCCUGCUAUAAGUGAUGUGCCUACGCCCCCCCCUCCAGCCCCCUCCCCCCACAGGGCAAAUUAAAAGAGACCUUUAAGAUUCGUGAUCUAGUACAGAGGGAGGAGAAUGUGGUGCCUUUUGCUCUUACUCGUUGUUGUUUUUUUACGUUAUUAUUAUACUGUCUGUGUACACAUAAAGAUAAUCUAAUAACUAAAUGGUUCUUUAAACAGACUUUUUAAGGGUGGCCUCCUUUCUCCCAUCCCCCGUGGGGGCUGCCCUUCUCACCUUAUAGCUAACUCUUCAAACCCACAGCUCUCCCCAAGAGCCUUAAACCCCACCCCG